UGUUUGGAUUUUUCUCAGAACUAAAUUUCUGUCUGACAAAUAGUCAUUGUUACAAAGCAUGUCUGUGGAAAGGAAGGGGAGGGAGAAUUCUUUAGAUUCAUACUUGUGGCUUGCAUUAAAUAAGGAGAAAUGGAAGGAUCUGCUAAAUACUUGGAACUGCUUCACAGGGCAGAAGAUUACUUCCAACAGUCUGUUACCAAGCCAGAAAGCUCUUUUGAAGUGAGCCCAGGUGAUGAAAUCUUGACAGUGCUACAGAGAACAACUGUUGAUUUGAAGGAAUUUGAGAGAGAAGCAGCUUGUGUUCCUCCAGAGGAUGAUGACAGUUGGCUGGAGAUUACAGCAGGUGAUCUAGAUCAGAUGCUGAAGGAGGCAAGGAAUGAGUCCCUUCCUUCCUCAAAUGGGGAAGAGCAGAAAUACGACUUGGAAGCAGUUGCUGAAAGGGCAGAUUCAGAAGAGCUGGAUUCUGAUGAUCUGGAUGAAGAGGAAGAGUUUGAUUUCUCGAGUGAGGGUGAUGAAGACUUAGAUGUGGAAGAUCAAAGGCAAGACCAGAAGGUGCCACCUAAUGAGCUUAUAGGCAGUCUCAAGUCAUACAUGAGUGAGAUGGACAGUGAACUGGCGCAUAACAACGUUGGUAAAAGUUUCACCAUCCAAAAGAAAGGGGUAAGUAUGCCUCGAGUUCUAGUUUGUAGCAUAAAGUGUUGAGAGCUUUAGUAGGAAAGAGGAAGUAGACUAAAAGUGAUCAUUCCGAGUAAUGUAAUCAAAAACUUGUGUCUUCUAAUCAUGUGCUAACUGCCGGGCACGGCGAGCCGAGGACCAAAGACACGGCCUCUGGGAGGCCACAAGUCUUUGGCCUCUGCCAGAGCCACUUGGCCGCCCUGUGAGCACAGCCCUGAGGCUCGCCAGGCCCGUCCUGCCCCAGCUGGAGCUGGGUGGCCUCAGGGGAUGUUCAGCCCUCCUCUCCCCUCAGCCCUCCUCUCCCCACCAGCCCCAGUUUUUCCCCUGGGCUUUCCCCCCUCUCUUCAGUGAGCACUGAAGCAGUCUAGAGGCCCAGGGCAUGCCCUCCUCUUUCUGCCACUUUUAGCAGCUGACACUGCUCUCUGCGCUAGGCAAAAGGCACCAAUGACCAUUUCCUAACCAAGACAAAAAUGCAGACUCUAACAAGCCCCACGAGUCUGCAGAGCCCCACGAAGAAACAGUGAGGAAGGAGCCACUUCCUAUCGGCACCCCGUGGGUGGCUAAAACACUUGUCAUGCAGGUGGUGGGCAAAUAAGAAUAUGAAUACAGCUACGGAAAGAAAGAAGAAAAUUCAUUAAAGAGAAACAUGCUGAGCACACUGACCGUGUAAAGGAGAAAACCAAACCGAUGCCGUUAUUCAGAACUGCACACUACAAUACCAGUGUGUAUUUAAGAGCUUCUGAAAAGUUAAUACUCCUUCUAAAAUACUGACUAAAUGGUAGAUGAUUUUUCACAAAGAUUGUUUUGCAGCUAAGGGUCACAUUCCUUAUCUCAAAAUCUAUACUCAGUUCUGGAUGGGACUCAAUGAGAAUUGAUCCGGAAUGCUGAAAUUGUGAGCCAAGCCAGGGACAUCACUAACACAGGAGAGCAAGUCUCCUACCCAGCUAACAGCUCCCACUAAAUCCCUUCUGGGCUCUCCAGUUUUAAAGACAUACAGGAAACAUUAUUAAACUAUGCUGCAGGGGGGGCUGGCAGCCACUUCUGUAGCAAGGAUGCUGAAGACAUUUGAUUUGCAGGAGGUUCAUGUAAACUCAAGGACUUCGAAUAGCAGGUAGUAUCACGGACACCAAACUGCACCGGGACCCAGCUGGCUGUAGUUAAAUACCAUUCCUCCCAAGCAGCACCUCCUCGCCACUGACCAGGAGUUGGACUCACACUGGAAACACUGUUGGCCUGUGGGCUGCUGACUUCUGAGCUGAAGUGCACGCCCCCCAGCACCACAGGGAAGAGAAAGGCCCUCCGUCUUCAUCUCCUUGCUAUUCCAUAAAGCCUAUCGGUGGGAAGAGUGGCAACAGCCCAACUGUCCAGGCGUUUAGAAGAGUUUAAGAAGUUAAAGGUCUCUGCUGUCCCCUGGGAUUAGAGAAGAUAUGUCGGAAAAUUGGAUAGGCAAAAUUAUCAGUGGAAUGGGAUUGAGUCUGAGUUCAUGAAUAAAGUCACCAAUUGAAACUUU
Molecule: messenger RNA, 2185 nt
Organism: Tyto alba (common barn owl)
Lineage: Eukaryota; Metazoa; Chordata; Aves; Strigiformes; Tytonidae
Product: protein ecdysoneless homolog
Exons: 4
Coding region: 130-702 (190 amino acids)
Cellular component (GO): nucleus
Source: RefSeq, a predicted model, not a curated record